Molecule: messenger RNA, 851 nt
Organism: Suillus fuscotomentosus
Lineage: Eukaryota; Fungi; Basidiomycota; Agaricomycetes; Boletales; Suillaceae
Exons: 4
Coding region: 117-851 (244 amino acids)
Source: RefSeq, a predicted model, not a curated record
GAAGGUCGCAAUUGUUCAUGGAAGAGGCCGAGCGGACCUGCUAAGCUGCAUAAAAACCCUCUUGGAUUUUCAGUGGUGCAUCGACAAAGUAGUCACUUCUCUUACUAUCCCUGAAGAUGCGACUCUCUGCACGCUUUAUUGCGCUUAUACCUCUCGCCAUCCUCGCUGUGGCGUCACCCACGCCGGUGAGACGAUAUGCCAAGCGAGGGGCCCUCGAGACCAAUCUCAUCAACCCUUUUGCAGUAAAGCUCGAGACCAACCCCGUGGGAUAUUCUAGCUAUGGCGGCGGCGGUACUGGAGCAAAGAAGCGCGAGCCAGAGUCAGAAUACGCCAAGAGGGGGGACCCGGACGACGGUGAUGUCGCCAAGGCUGCUAAGAGGGGGGAUCCGGACGACGGUGAUGUCGCCGUGGCUGCAAAGAGGGGCGACGGCGACGACGACGACGGUGAUGUCGCCAAAGCUGCAAAGAGGGGCGAUGGCGACGACGACGACGGUGAUGUCGCCAAAGCUGCAAAGAGGGGCGAUGGCGACGACGACGACGGUGAUGUCGCCAAGGCUGCAAAGAGGGGCGAUGGCGACGACGACGACGGUGAUGUCGCCAAAGCUGCAAAGAGGGGCGAUGGCGACGACGACGACGGUGAUGUCGCCAAGGCUGCAAAGAGGGGCGAUGGCGACGACGACGACGGUGAUGUCGCCAAAGCUGCAAAGAGGGGCGAUGGCGACGACGACGACGGUGAUGUCGCCAAGGCUGCAAAGAGGGGCGAUGGCGACGACGACGACGGUGAUGUCGCCAAAGCUGCAAAGAGGGGCGAUGGCGACGACGACGACGGUGAUGUCGCCAAAGCUGCCUAG